AUGCAGAAGGCGUGCAAUGCGCGUGCAGCACAUGAGACAAACUCAGAGGCACGAGGCAGAGAGAGGAAAAACUUUUCUCUUCUUGCCGUCACGCUGGAAUCUGCGGAAAGCGAGAAACGCAAGGUGGGCAAGACCGCAGAGGACCAGUCAGCCCCCGACAACCUCCCAGGGUCCCGCAACAACCCCGAGAAAACCACCCCCGCGAACCGCAAACGUCCCGGUCAGAACAACCAGGAGCGCCCACUCAUACCUAGCUUCAACAUCCUCGACAGCCAAGGCAACCCUACCCCGCUCACAUUAGCCGACCUAGACGACCCCAUGCCGGAGCCAGACGACGUGUUUGGAAGUGGAGGCGGGGGAGGUGGAGGGGAGAAACGAGGGGAUGAAAUGAGCACAGACGGCACGGACAAGCGCCCCGUGAAGAACAUCCCAUUCGUCUUUCCAACGCGGGACCAGUUCCUGGCCCGCAACCCAGAAUUCAGGGGAAUGAACCCCCACAAAAUCCUCCCUGCAUACACUCCACCAGACCCAGAAGGCCCGAACGACCUGACGCGCGAGCAGACGUAUGCUCCGAAUAAUGGCGAGUACCCGGCGGCGGUAAUCUCAGCAGAUGAUAUCCUCGAGAACGUCCAUCCGGCAGUCGCGGACCCCAUCCGCAAGGAACCCAGCAAACACUUGGCGGUAGUGGUAUUCCUCGGUGGCUGGCUCGCGGCCAACGCGUAUAAAGGCAUGUCGACGAUAAUCAACAAGGUUAACGACUAUCUCACUCGGGGAGGCAUCAUCCGCGAGGGCGACGUCCGGUUCUUCCCCCUCACGGCAAAAAUCCAGACACCCUACGCAGGCCCGUAUACACCGCCAUUCGCCUUCGGGGCCAAGAUUCUGAACGAGGCGGUUCGCGAGGUGCUGCUGGGCAUCAAUGUAUUCCCCUUCCUCGACGACCCCGACAAACUCACAGUCCGCUUCGUGGAGAUCGACCUAAAGGCCAUGUCGUGGGCAAUAGGCAUAUUUCACCCAGAGAUCCAAGGGGGAGACUCCGAGUCGGCGGAGAUCCUGCGCUGGGGUAUAGCCGAGUUUGCCAGAGACGACAAGCCAUUCAGACUGGCUUUUCAGCGUGCCACGGGCCACAUGAGCACGGAGCCCUUCAAUGAACGAAUCCUCAAGUUCCUGAGGACAAUUGAAGCACGCUAUGACGAGAGGCACAACCUGUGGAAGGUUUACGGAAAGCCGCCAACCGACAGCAUAAACGGGUGGGAGCUUAUAUGUGCGCACAUCCGAGUUCGGCGCUUCAUAGGCCCAACCAAUGCAUUUGACCCGGCCACAAAGGCGAGACAAACUGUCUCGACCGGACAACCCAUCCUGUUCGAACAGCUACGCCGACUCGAAACUGAAAUGCCGUGGUGCUCGAUCUGCUCAAAUAACGACCACCUAUACUGGUGCUGUGAAUUCCCGAACACCGCUGACUGGCCGGGCCCCACUGUCCUGAUCAAGGACAUGAAGACCCCGACGCUGAACCGUGGAGCACUCCCAAACGACGCGGGACCCAGACAAAACGCGCAUAGCCGGGGCCAGACACCAAUCGCAAUCAAGCCGGAGCAGCCAGUGAAAAAGGGUGGUAAACCGCAGAGGGGCGGACGCUGA
Molecule: messenger RNA, 1638 nt
Organism: Mycena indigotica
Lineage: Eukaryota; Fungi; Basidiomycota; Agaricomycetes; Agaricales; Mycenaceae
Exons: 1
Coding region: 1-1638 (545 amino acids)
Source: RefSeq, a predicted model, not a curated record